Nothobranchius furzeri (turquoise killifish) is the source of this 5986-nucleotide messenger RNA. RefSeq names its product adenylate cyclase 8 (brain) (gene adcy8). Gene Ontology annotation, cellular component: plasma membrane. The record is from RefSeq and is a predicted model, not a curated record. Lineage: Eukaryota; Metazoa; Chordata; Actinopteri; Cyprinodontiformes; Nothobranchiidae. Gene Ontology annotation, molecular function: adenylate cyclase activity. Gene Ontology annotation, biological process: cAMP biosynthetic process; adenylate cyclase-activating G protein-coupled receptor signaling pathway; intracellular signal transduction.
CACCUCUAAUAAUUAACAAUGAUCAGAUUUUCUUCAUCUCAACCAAAGAUCCACCCAGAAUAAAAGAUCCAACAGAACCGGAACCACGAGGACAGAAGACAAAAGGAGGACGGGAAGGGAGAGCGACAAGACAAAGGGUGAGAUGAAGAGCGUGGGAUGAGACAGUCGGUGAGGAAGAGGGGGAGAGAGGGAGCAACAAACACGCGCAAACACACUCAGGUGACGUCAAACCGGAGCGCAGCUGACUGGCUCGCGCCGCCGUGGCUCCGCUGACCAGCCGGUCUCUCGUCAGCUCCACGCGGAUGCUGCUGCCGCUGCUGCACGCGCUCCAACCACCGAGGAGGCGGGGAAACCGGGAGGUCUCACACGGAGCUGUGGAGCACUGGGGAGGGGGGAGGAGGAAGGAGGCUCCACUCUCACCCUCGCGCGCAGCACGGAGACGCACAGGACGCGUUAUUUACCGAAUGGAGACGCGCCUUUCCGCAUGAGAAACCAGCCGGGAUUGUGACGCGGACAGGUGUUGCAUCUGAGCGCGAGAGCUUUGUGUGGACCGAGGGGCGCGAGGCGGAGGGCUGAUCCGUGAUGAAGGGCACGCGCCAUCCUCGCUGAUCCUGCAGCCUCGUGCGCAACAAGUUUGUGAGAUUGAAUUGAUUGUAAUCUGGAUUACACGGAUUUCUAUCCCGUUUUGCCUUUUCUUGGAUAUUUUCUGGAAAUCUUGCGGGACCAGGGGGCUGGAAUGUUGCUGUCUGCUUGUUUUUCCUGCAAAAGAACCGUUAAAUAACGGGUCCACCGGUGUCAGCAACGCACCGACCGUUUCGGAGGUUUCACCUAAAACCAGAUUUUCUUCCAUCUGCGACCCCCCCUCCCCCCUUUCCCCGUUCCUCACGGAUCCCGGAUCCCCGUGACACCCCGAUGGUGUCCGAUGCUGGCGCACGGUGGCUCGAGCUGCUGCCUGAAAACCGGAGACUGAUGGCCGGUCCGGGAGACGUCUGUCCGGUGAUGUAGGACCCGAAUGAGCUUGACAAUGACCUCCAGCCGCGCUUCACCCGGUGCCAUUCUCGCCACAACCGGAGAAAAAAGCACGCGCCCCCGGUUCGAUGCGCACAAGAGGACGUCGUCUCCCCAGAACCGCUGAUCUGACCGACGGCCGGGAAGGGUGGGGGACCUGAAUUGACACGAGCGAGUCGAACGGAAGCCCCGGAGUGGCGGCCCCGAGCGGCGAGAUGGAGCUGUCGGAGGUCCGGUGCUCCAGCGCCAGCGACGAGCUGUACACCAUCAACAAGACACCGAGCAGCAGCAACAGCAGCGGCAGCGCCAGACCCAAACGGCUGUUGUGGCAGAACGCGGUGCGGCACAUCACCGAGCAGCGCUUCAUCCACGAGCAGGGCGGGGGCGGGGGCCUGAAGGAUGACCCCUUCGACCCCAUCCAGGGCGCGCGGAAGCAGUCCGCGGGCCGGACGUCGGUGGGGGACCGGCACAACAACGGGGGGACCAAAGUGUUCCCGGAGCGCGCCAGCAGCGACCUGGGAUUCCUGCAGAUCGACUGCGCUCCCAGUAACUCGGACUUCUUCCUGAACUGGGGCUACACGUACCGGGGCGUGAUCUUCCCCACCCUGCGGAACGCCUUCAAGUCCCGCGACCUGGAGCGGUUGUACCAGCGCUACUUUCUGGGCCAGAGGCGCAAGUCGGUGGUGGUGAUGAACAUCCUGGACGUGGUGACCAAACUCACCCUGCUGGUGCUGCACCUCACCCUGGCCUCCUCCCCCAUGGACCCCAUCAAAGGGAUGCUGUUGGGCUUCUUCACGGGCAUCGAGGUGGUCAUUUGUGCCUUAGUGGUGGUGCGGAAGGACACCACGUCGCACAGCUACCUACAGUACAGCGGCGUGGUCACCUGGGUGGCCAUGGCUACGCAGAUCCUGGCGGCAGGGCUGGGCUACGGGCUGCUGGGGGACGGGGUGGGCUACGUCCUCUUCACCCUGUUUGCCACCUACAGCAUGCUGCCGCUGCCGCUCACCUGGGCCAUCCUGGCGGGCCUCCUCACCUCCGGGCUGCAGGUGCUAGUCCAGCUGCUGGUGUCCGAGAACAUGCAGCUGUUCACCAACCAGGUUGCAGCUCAGGGUGUGCUCUUCGUGUGCAUGAACACUGCUGGGAUAUUCAUCAGUUACCUGUCCGACCGGGCUCAGCGGCAGGCCUUCCUCGAGACGCGGCGCUGCAUCGAAGCUCGACUGAGACUGGAGACAGAGAACCAGAGACAGGAGAGACUGGUCUUAUCGGUGCUGCCGCGUUUUGUAGUUUUGGAAAUGAUCAACGACAUGACAAAUGUAGAGGACGAACACCUCCAGCAUCAGUUCCACAGAAUCUACAUCCACCGCUACGAGAAUGUCAGCAUUCUUUUCGCAGAUGUCAAAGGCUUCACAAACCUCUCCACGACGCUUUCAGCGCAGGAGCUUGUACGAAUGUUGAAUGAACUUUUUGCACGUUUCGACCGCCUCGCACACGAGCACCACUGUCUACGAAUAAAGAUCCUAGGAGACUGUUACUACUGCGUGUCCGGCCUCCCCGAGCCCAGACCAGAUCACGCUCACUGCUGCGUGGAGAUGGGACUGAGCAUGCUCAAAACCAUCAGAUACGUAAGAUCUUGUACAAAACAUGACAUCGACAUGCGUAUCGGGAUCCACUCAGGCUCGGUUCUCUGUGGCGUUUUGGGACUCAGGAAGUGGCAGUUUGACGUCUGGUCCUGGGACGUGGACAUCGCCAACAAGCUGGAGUCUGGAGGCAUCCCAGGGAGGAUCCACAUAUCCAAAGCAGCUCUGGACUGUCUCAACGGCGACUACGAGGUAGAGGAAGGCCACGGCAAAGACCGGAAUGACUUCCUCCGCCGCCACAACAUCGAGACGUACCUGAUCAAGCAGCCCGAGGAGAGUCUGCUCACUCUGCCGGAGGACAUCAUGAAGGAGGCAGCGAGCUCAGCCGACCGCCGCUCCAGCAGCACCACCUUCAACGAGGCUUCCUGGAGCCCCGAGCUCCCCUUCGACAACAUUGUGGGGAACCAGAACACUCUGGCUGCCCUAACGAGAAAUUCGAUAAAUCUGCUUCCAAACCAUCUUGCACAAGCUUUGCAUGUCCACUCUGGUCCUGAGGAAAUUAACAAGCGAAUAGAGAGUGCCAUCGACUUACGGAGUGGCGAUAAGUUGAGGAGAGAGCAUAUCAAGCCUUUCUCUCUGAUGUUUAAAGACUCCAGCCUGGAAGAGAAGUACUCACAGAUGAGGGACGAGGUUUUCAAGUCUAACCUGGUGUGCGCCUUCAUUGUGCUCAUCUUCAUCACAACCAUACAAAGCCUGCUUCCCUCUGCCAGAAUGGUUACCAUGGUGAUCCAGUUUUCAGUCCUCAUCAUCCUCCAUUCCUGCCUGGUUCUAGUUACGACGGCGGAGGAUUACAAGUGUCUGCCUCUGGUCCUGAGGAAAGCGUGCUGUUGGAUAAACGAGACGUACGCGGCGCGAAACGUCAUCAUCUUCGUCUCCAUUCUCAUUAACUUCCUGGCAGCCAUGAUCAAUAUACUAUGGUGUGACUUCGAUAAGUCCAACACCUUCAGGAACCAGACGUACAACGAGUCUGCCUCCAUCCCAGACAUCUGCUUCUACCCAGAGUACUUCGUUUUCACCGGCAUCCUGGCGAUGGUGACGUGCGCCGUGUUCCUGCGUCUGAACUCUGUGCUGAAGCUGGCCGUGCUGCUGGUGAUGAUCGCCAUCUACUCGCUGCUGACGGAGGCCUUCUACACCUCGCUGUUCGUCCGCUACGACACCGUCCACCACAACACCGAGAACUUCCUGGGAACCAAAGAGACGUCUUUGCUCCUGAUGGCCAUGUUCCUCCUGGCCGUGUUCUACCACGGUCAGCAGCUGGAGUACACGGCCCGGCUGGACUUUCUGUGGCGGGUUCAGGCCAAGGAGGAGAUCAACGAGAUGAAGGAGCUGCGAGAACACAACGAGAACAUGCUGAGGAACAUCCUGCCGAGCCAUGUAGCCCGCCACUUCCUGGAGAAGGACCGGGACAACGAGGAGCUCUACUCCCAGUCCUACGACGCUGUGGGCGUGAUGUUCGCCUCCAUUCCCGGCUUUGCCGACUUCUACUCACAGACCGAGAUGAACAACCAGGGAGUGGAGUGCCUCCGGCUGCUCAACGAGAUCAUCGCUGAUUUCGAUGAGCUGUUGGGCGAGGACCGAUUCCAGGACAUCGAGAAGAUCAAGACCAUCGGCAGCACCUACAUGGCCGUGUCUGGUCUCUCUCCUGAAAAACAGCAGUGUGAAGAUAAAUGGGGUCACCUGUGUGCGUUGGCUGACUUCGCCAUCGCGCUCAACGAGAGCAUCCAGGAGAUCAACAAACACUCGUUCAACAACUUUGAGCUGCGGAUCGGCAUGGCUCACGGCUCCGUGGUCGCAGGUGUGAUCGGUGCCAAGAAGCCACAGUACGACAUUUGGGGGAAGACGGUGAAUCUGGCCAGCCGGAUGGACAGCACCGGCGUGAGCGGGAAGAUCCAAGUCCCCGAGGAGACCUUCCUGAUCCUGAAGGAGCGUGGCUUCGCCUUUGAGUACCGCGGAGAGAUCUACGUGAAGGGCAUCAGCGAGCAGGAAGGCAAAAUCCGAACACAUUUUCUGUUGGGCCGUGUUCAGCCCAACCCGCUCAUCAUGCAGCCCCGCAAGAUAACGGGCCAGUACUCGCUGGCGGCCGUGGUGCUGGGUCUGGUCCAGUCGCUCAACCGGCAGAAGCAGAAGCAGAUUCUCAACGAGAACAACAACUCGGGCAUCAUGAAGGGCCACCACCACUACAACCGCAGGACGUUGUUGGCGCCCAGUGGCUCUGAGGGGGGAGGGGGCCAUCACACUGAAGCUGCUGAUAAAACGGAGUUACCCUGAAGUUUUUGGUUCAUUCUGGUUCCUCAGACGCAGAACCGUCCCUGUGGAUGAGUUAAACCUCUGUGGUUCUGAGUCAUAACUCAGCCUCGUGUGUUGGUUUUUAUUUAUGAAUAAGUAAACGUUCUUCUCACUGACGUCUGAGCUGCAGAAAACCCUCCAGUAGGACCGUAGGAUUAAGUGAUUUCCUGCCAAUCAGCUGUUCGCUGGAGCAAAAGUAAACACGGAGCUCUCCGUGAAUCCCAGGGAGUCGCUUCCAUCCUAGUCCUACAGAAGCUCCAGGGAGCCUGAGAGACGAAUCCAAACCGUGGUCCAGCAGAGUUAGGUCUGGAGAAGCCCCAGCACCAGGCUGAUUCCCUCUAGUGGCUGGUUCCUGUAUUUAUUUUAAGCCCCGCCCCCUAGCAGUUUGUUCCUGCAUUUAAGCCCCGCCCCUUACAUGUAAACAAAUGUUCCUGACUCAGUACUAAUCUCUCAGAUCUAAAUUUCCAGCUGUGGCUGGAUCCUGCUGCUGCUGCGAGGUGAAACCAUGUUUUUUUUAUUAUGGGAUGUUUGAAAACACCUUGACUGUGUGCAGGUGAGUGGGCGGGGCUUUCGGCCCCAUUCAUGCAGGAAGUUCCCCGCAGGGAAAAGUAUCUUUAUUCCAACAGCAGUUUCCUCUGUUUUUAGGUUUAGCUAAUCGCUAAAGGUCAAAGUUCAACCAUGAUUUUUUGUUUUAUUUCCCAAGUUUGAAGAAAACUCAGUCUGGUUUAACUCCAUCAACCAGGCGUGUUCUGCCUCCAGAACGGUUCUACUCUAAUGAAUGUUGGAACUGGAACUCUCCGUUAGAGGAGGAGGAGAGAGGGAGGUUAGUGGGCGGAGCCUCGGUGUUCCGUUCUCCUCCUCUUUUGGUUCUACAGAUCUCAGACCAUCACACCGACGUUCCUCCUGUUGUUUUCCUUUUUAAGCCUCCUGGCCUCUGAACCCGCCCUCCACUAUAAACCCUGGACCCGAUCCCGCUCAGAGCCCGGUGGCCAUCUUUCUUUUUCUAUUUCUUUUAUAUAUGAAAACACAAUAAAAGGGGUCUAAUUUUUAUAGAA